GCAACAAAGGUGCUCUGAAAAGGUGGCCGUGACCAUGGAACUGGAACAAACACUGGAGAAACGUCAGCCUGAUGGGGAGGAGACUUCAGCUGAACAACGGUACCAACACCUCCCAGACACGAUGGGCUGCCAGGAGACCGAGUACCUGGACGAGCACGGGAAGUGUGUGCCGUGCAGGAGCUGCAUGCCUGGGCAGGAGCUCUCCAAGGACUGUGGCGAUGGCGCGGGGGGGGAUGCGCAGUGCGUUGCUUGCCCUCCCAGGAAGUUUAAGGACAGCUGGGGCCAUCAUGGCUGCAAGCCCUGCCUGUCCUGCGCCCUCAUCAACCGCAUCCAGAAGUCCAACUGCACGGCGACAGCCAACGCGGUGUGCGGGGAGUGCCUGCCAGGGUUUUACCGCAAGGCACGGCUCAGUGGGCAGCUGGACUGGGAGUGCAUCCCCUGUACCAAGCAGACACCCUCCUCCGAGCCCCAGUGUCGGUCCAGAACAAACCUGGUGAAAGUGGCAGUCCCCACCGUGCCGCCACAGGACACAGCCCUGCUUGCUCUGACCAGCAGUGCCCUGGUCAUCAUCGUGCUGGUGCUUCUGGCCCUCUCCAUCAUUUACUGCAAGCGGUUCUGGAAGAGCCAGUGCCAGCGAGUCUUCCUGCGGACGCAGAACUUCUCAGGCCAGCGUGCGAUGUUCCCCACCUCAGCAGUGCCCGGCAGGUUUCUAUGUGAGGAGCAGAUGUCUGGUCCCUGCUGCCUGGGCAUGAAGAACCUCAGCCCCUGCUACAGGCAGACAGAAGGCCCAGUAGAAGCGGUUCAGUUCAUUUCAGAGGGAGAAGCCAUCGGUCUCCAGCUGCCACCUGCCCAGCCUGAGCUGGAGCUGCCACCGGCCGUGGCGGGCAGCCCUGUGCCCAAGGGCCAGCUGGCCAGGAGCGGCCUGGAGAGCCAGCCGCUGAUGCGGGGCUGUGCUGAGCGCCGGGCCACCGCCAUGGCCACCUCCGACCUCAGGUCGGGCCCAGCAGAAGCCCUGGCCCCGCUCUCCUCCUGCGCCUCUGAGAUGCAGCACAAGUGGCCGCACACCCCGGUGGAGUGCACCGAACUCGACCUGCAGAAAUUCUCCUCCCAGAUGGAGUUUGUGGGCAGUGAGCGGUCGGAGCAGGCGGGGAGCCGGGCAGCCCCCAAGGAGAGCGGCAGCGCGGCACUGGAGGCCGGCAGCGGGCUCAGCAUGGGCCCAGUGAGGGAUGUGUCCACUGCCAUGCAGAGCCCUGCCAUGCAGAGCCCUGCUGCCGAGAGCAGGGAGCGGCAGGUGAAUGAUGCCCAGAGCCUUGUGACUCAGAUCAGCAGUACAAUGAAGGGUCUCCCUGUUGCAGAUCUGCCCCAUUCCUUGGUACAGUCACUCGCUUUCUUGUUAGACCCUUCCUUGAACGGCGUGAAGAACUUCAGCCACGUGGCUCUGGAGCUGGGAGUCAUGCCUCAGUUGCUGGGCCGGAUUUCUGGAUUUGAGCAGCUCGUCGCUCACCUCACCUACUCGGGAGACACCGUCACCAUCCCUCGGCUGGCCCAGGCUCUGCAGCGGCUGCAGCGCUUCGACGCCCUGCUUCUGCUGUGCGACCACUUUGCUCUCAGCCAGAUCCAGGGCCGCCAGUGCUAGAAGUCAGGGAAGGGACAGAGGAAACUGCAAGCACUGUGUGUACUGGUACGGGAGAGGAUCUGGUAGCCCUGUGGUCACGUCAUCUCUCUAAUGUGCAUGUGGGAAGUAUAUGGAGAUGGUCUUUGCAUUGUGGAAUAGAAGCAUGCAAGGAGGAGCAUCCUUCCUAGGUGAAGAGCAGAGGAGCUGGGGAGGUGACAGCACUGCAUUCUCACAGCUCUCACUCCUGGGGAGGUUGUGCUCAGCUCCUGCAAUUCUUUUUUCUUCAGCUGUACUUACUCCCAUGUCCAGCAGCAUAGCAAUGUCACAGAUGCUGUGCCUGUUGGUGGGUAGUAAGCCCAGUUCUUUGCAAGCUGUUGGCUUUGGGAUCAGUUCUGUGAGGUCCUUGGUCAUGGCAGAUUGCCUUCCCAGCUCCUUCCUCUGCCUGAGCAACAAGCCAUAGGGGUCUCUGGAGGCCUCGGGGUGUCUUCCACACCAACAGUGCUGAUGUUUGCUGGCUUCUCCUCAGUUGUGUACUGCUCACUGACAGGGCCAACAAUCACUUCUCUCCCAUUCCAGUUUUUCAGAACUUUUUCCUUUGGCCCCUACUUUGUUUUUCUGGAUUCCUGUUCCUACUUUGAGUUGAAUCUCUGUUCUCUGUAUUUUGCUCUCUGUGCACUGGAGAUGCAGAUCCUGGAGGAGGACCUGCAUGACCAUCACUGUGUGGCUGGGAGUCACGCAGUCAUUCUCAGUGGCACUGCAGCAUUUGGCGUGUUUAAAUUCAUUUCCUUUACUUGAAGAGGUACGGUUUUCUUAAAGGAGUACAGUUUUCUUAAAGUACCGGAAUACUUUGAUGUGGGUUUGUGUUGGAUGCAGCGCUGUGCUGCUCCCUGCCCAGGGCAGUGUGUUUGCUCCCCAGUCUGCUGGUGACCACCUGUGCUGUGCAGUGCAUCCACCUGCUGCCCACUCGGUGUGGCUCCCGCAUUGCUGUGCGGUGCAGUGGAGUGCCAGAGGCCAGGACCCUUCACUGCCUUCUGCAGCACCGCAAGGUGCAGCUGGUGCUCGGCUGCUGCCAGGCACGUUGGGCCGGCUGGAGGCCGAAGCUCGUGACCGGGACUGCAGUGUGGGGAGUGCUGGAGUGCCUGUGCAAAUCACAGCAGAGCAGGCUUGUUUUAAGUUGGUGGGGGUUUUUUGGUGUUUUGGUUUUUUUUUUCUGAGUUAAUUUUCUCAUUUCUGGAAGUAGCUGUUAGGGAGGGAACACCCUUCCACAUUUAAUUUGCUCCUGAUGGAUUUGUCAGGGCUUGCAGCCAUUUGCCUGUGUGAGACUCCCUUUGAGUUUAGGCGCAGUGCUAUGGGGCAGCUUGCAGGGCUGGUGGCUGCCCCCGUGCUCUGUGCUGCCUACAUCAGGGGCUUCCAGAGAGCCUUCCGACAAGUGGGGUUUGUGUCCCACAGCGGAGUGACUUUCAGCAGGACGCCGUGCCCUGCCUCAGGCAGCAGUGCCCACACAAGUCCGUCGCUCCAGGAUUUUUGUGGAGGGCAAAUCCCAGCACAGCAGGUGGGGAGCGGCCCUGCGGGGGAGGGCGGAAUGCAGGGCCUCGUCA
Centrocercus urophasianus (Greater sage-grouse) is the source of this 3213-nucleotide messenger RNA. RefSeq names its product ectodysplasin A2 receptor (gene EDA2R). Gene Ontology annotation, biological process: positive regulation of JNK cascade; tumor necrosis factor-mediated signaling pathway; positive regulation of canonical NF-kappaB signal transduction. Gene Ontology annotation, cellular component: plasma membrane. The transcript has 9 exons. Lineage: Eukaryota; Metazoa; Chordata; Aves; Galliformes; Phasianidae. Gene Ontology annotation, molecular function: protein binding; tumor necrosis factor receptor activity. The record is from RefSeq and is a predicted model, not a curated record. Bases 35 to 1636 code for a protein of 533 amino acids.